AUGGGUUUGACUAGUAAGGCGGAGGCCAGCGACACAGAAGUGAAUCAAAGAAGACGACUGGCAUCUGGAGAGCAUAUCUGUGACAAUAGAAUAUAUCCUCCUCAUCCCCGCGUCCGAGUAUUCACCCCCAGUGUAUCAACCAUGAUUUGA
Sclerotinia sclerotiorum 1980 UF-70 is the source of this 150-nucleotide messenger RNA. RefSeq lists its product with no specific name. The coding region runs from base 1 to 150 and encodes 49 amino acids. The transcript is spliced from 2 exons. Lineage: Eukaryota; Fungi; Ascomycota; Leotiomycetes; Helotiales; Sclerotiniaceae. The record is from RefSeq and is a predicted model, not a curated record.